AUGGCCAACCGAGCUGGCCUUGAGACAGAAAGGUUCCGACUUGGAGAGGAAAACGAUCAUUUGCCUCUCUCCCUUGAGGUUGUUUCUUUCUGUGAACCGCUUAACCAGAAACAUCUCCCCCGUUGGGUCUCGACUCCACCAACUGCUCCGUCGUGGUACAAGUAUCUAAAACCCCCCAGCACCGACUGCACGAACUCUGGAAGCAUUGGAAAGCGCCAUGUCAUCAUCUUGGGUUUGUCCCUGUGGUUUUCAAGAUACAGUACUCUGUAUCCUGAUUGGUUCGCGGAUAUCAUCGUGAAAGCAAAGUGCAGGAAACUCAUCGAAGAGAGCGGCGGAGGCAACAGAGCCGACGCUAUGAUGAGGAUAAAGAAAGAGAGGCUUCUCUUACUGAAAAAGCAGCGUGAAGAGAAAUCUAGAAUCGAAGCAAGGGCCUUGAAGUUGAAACUUCGACGAGAGGCGAGGCUUGCGGCGGAGAAGACGGACGAGGAAGCUAGAAACGACGUCGCGUUCGAAGAUGGGUGGUUACCGGAGUGGGAAAUCGCGAAUCUGUGCGGUGGCGCUCGUAAUUUGAGGAGUCGGUUUUGGUUUAGAGAGUUUGGUCUGGUUUUGAGACCCGACGGUGAUUAUGAUGACAAAUCUCUGGAAACUCGCGAUGAUAUUGAGGAAGGAAGAUGCAUAAGGCUCAAUCUCUUCACAGCAAAAACCAGUAACAAGGCUUUGUAG
This is a messenger RNA of Microthlaspi erraticum, 723 nucleotides long. The record is from the annotation of a GenBank genome assembly. Lineage: Eukaryota; Viridiplantae; Streptophyta; Magnoliopsida; Brassicales; Brassicaceae.